AUGAAUGACUUACUUCAGGAGUUACCAUUGUUAAGGGUCCUAAGUUUGAGUCAUCUUAGCAUAACCGAGGUACCAGAAGUCGUUAGUGGUAUGAAGCACUUGCGGUAUCUUAAUCUAUCUCGAACUUGGAUCACACAUUUACCAGAAAAUGUCUGCAAUCUUUAUAAUUUACAGACUCUGAUUGUUUCUGGCUGUAACUAUUUAGUUAAGUUGCCUGAUAGUUUCUCAAAGCUUAAAAAUUUGCAACAUUUUGACACGACGGAUACUCCGCUUUUGAAGAAGAUGCCUUUAAGGAUUGGUGAGUUGAAAAGCCUACAAACUCUCUCCAAGAUCAUCAUUGGAGGGGACACCAGCUUUUCAAUAAGCCAUCUUAAGAACUUGAAAAAUCUCCAUGGGGAAAUUUCUAUUUGGGGGCUGGGCAAUGUGCAAAAUGCAAUGGAUGCACGUGAGGCAAACUUAUGCCAAAAGAGGUUUACCGACAUAGAGUUGAUUUGGGGUGAAAAGUCUAAUGUUCUUCGAACCGAAACACACGAAAAGGAGGUCCUCAAUGAGCUGAAGCCUCAUAAUGAUACUUUGAAAAAGCUUGAAAUUGUGUCAUAUAGGGGUAUAGAGUUUCCAAAUUGGGUCGGGGAUCCUUCCUUUUGCCGGUUGACUAAAGUGUCGAUAGAUGGCUGUGAAGAAUGUACAUCUCUACCAAGACUUGGUCAACUACCAUCACUGAAAGAUUUGUUUAUUGGUAGGAUGAGUAAGGUGAAGGUUGUAGGUUUAGAUCUACUUGGGAUCGGCCUUGCAUUUCCUUCACUUGAAAUGCUACCUUUUUAUGGUAUGUCAGGGUGGGAGGAAUGGUCAACAAAUAGUGGGACGUUUCCUUGCCUUCAAGAGCUUCGUAUUGAAGAUUGUCCUAAUCUGCUUCGGGUCUCGCUUAAAGCACUACCUUCCCUAAGGGUUCUGAAACUAAGAAAAUGUGGUUAUGAUGUAUUGAAAAGACUGGUCGGCGUAACUUCAUCACUCACCAGGUUGGAAAUAGAUGAUAUUUCGGGGCUUACUGAUGAACUGUGGAAAGGUGUGAUAGGGUAUCUUGGGGCAGUUGAAGAAGUAAGAAUGGAACAUUGUAAUGAAAUAAGAUACUUGUGGGAAUCAGAAGAAAAGGCAAGGGAGAAAGAGGAGGAUAAUAGUGGGAGCAGCCUAACAUCUUUUAGGAGGUUGAAAGUAUGGGGAUGUAACAGCCUGGCGCAUUGCAGUUGUCCAGAUAACAUGGAGGAUUUGGAUAUUGAAGAUUGUGAUUCAGUUACAUCUGUCACCUUCCCAAAAGGAGGAGGGCAGAAGCUCAAGUCACUUUCCAUUAGUAAUUGUAACAAACUAUUAGAAAAAGAGAUGGGAGGAGUAGAGAAGAUUCGGAUGCUUAUCAACUCAAACAUGCUGAUGCUUGAAUCUUUGUAUAUCUUCAAUUGGCCAAAUCUAAAAUCGAUCACUCCCUUGGGCCACUUCAUUAGCCUCGUGAGUUUGACAAUAAUAGAGUGUCCAAGUAUGGAUUCAUUUCUUGGCCAUGAGUUGCCGAAUCUCACCUCGUUAACACACCUGGUAAUAGUAAAGUGUAUAAGUAUAGGUAUGGAUACUUCCUUUCCUAGUGGGCUUUGGCCUCCCAAAUUGUGUUUUCUAGGAAUAGGAGGGUUGAAGAAGCCCAUCUCAGAGUGGGGCCCACAAAAUUUUCCAACCUCACUUGUUGAGCUAGUAUUAUAUGCCGGACCAUAUGAUGACAUGAGAGGUUUCGGUGAAUUGUCGCAUCUUCUUCAUUCAUCCCUUACUAAUUUUGGCAUAGAUGGAUUUGAGAAACUUGAAUCAGUUUCAGUGGCACUCCAGCACCUCACCUCCCUCCAGCAUCUCUCCAUUUACAACUGCCCAAAGACGAUAGAUCUACCAGAAACGUUGUUGCCUUCACUUUUGAGAUUGACAAUAGUAGGAUGCCCAAAUUUGAAAGAAAGGACUAGCAAAGGAGGCUCCUAUUGGCCACUGAUCUCCCUUAUCCCCGACCUCGACAUAGAUGACUAA
Lactuca virosa is the source of this 2049-nucleotide messenger RNA. NCBI's taxonomy places the organism in Eukaryota, Viridiplantae, Streptophyta, Magnoliopsida, Asterales, Asteraceae. The record is from the annotation of a GenBank genome assembly.